Ostertagia ostertagi is the source of this 627-nucleotide messenger RNA. The record is from the annotation of a GenBank genome assembly. Lineage: Eukaryota; Metazoa; Nematoda; Chromadorea; Rhabditida; Trichostrongylidae.
AUGGAGCAUGGCUCACCUUCAUUGCCGUCACUGUACUCGUUGGCACCGUCAGAUAUGUCCGGUAACGAGCCGUUAUGUCGGAUUUGUCACUGCUGCUGGCCGUCAGACGCCUCGGAUCCUCUGAUAUCGCCGUGUCGAUGCUCGGGAUCGUUGCAAUAUGUACAUGUUUCAUGUUUAAUGUAUCGUGAGAUCAAGCUGCCGGAUUGUUCGGAUCGUGACGUACGAUAUUAUACUUUAUUCGUCUGCGCGCUAGCAAUGAUGAUUCUCUCGGCUUUGGCUACAAUCGUGUGCUUUCAAUUGGAAAAAUCCUAUUCAACGCAUUCCAAUAAAACGUCAUCGUCACCUCUUCCCCCAUCAGAGAUCACACCGCCGGAACUUCCGGCUCCUACGGAUCUGUUACAUCGUGAAGAUAUUGAAAAUCUGCUCAGUACUGUAACUCUCAUUGCCGCUAUUCUGUUCUUCUUCAGCUUUUUCAUGGCUAUGUAUGCUCAUGUUAAGUCGGGUAUCAGUUUUUGUGGCUACAUCUCACUGUGUUGGAGUUCGAAUUUGGAGUGGACAAUCGAAGAAUAUAAACAAUCUCGAGAUUCUCAAUACCUUAGUAAACUCGAAGAAUUGCGACGGAAAUAA